AUGCACAUGAAAAGUGCUCUGAACCUGGCCAUCCUCGGGUGCGGUCUCCUCGCUUCCGCGCAUCCAGGACACCAUGAGCCCCUCGACGGCUCUGGCGUCCAGUUGUACAAGAGGAACGUCCAGGCUGGCCUGCAGAAAUGCUCGACAGAGUUCCAGAACAAUGGUCUCCAAGCCCGAGCCGAAGCUCGUCGCAAGGCUAUGGUCGAUCUGCACCGCCGUCACCUUCGCGUCCGAGAUACCGACGCAGUUCUCAACAAGUCUCACCAAGCCACACGACCCAUGUCCCCCUCAAUGUCGGAGAAGGAAAUCUUCAACUCCCCAGAAAAAGUGUGUCUCCUGGGCCCAAGCCCCGAAGGAGAAACAGGACCAUACUGGCUUCCUGGCGAGCGGGUACGCUCUCACAUCCGCGAAGGCCAGCCCGGUGUGCCCGUGGUGAUCGAGCAGCAAUACAUCGACGUGGAAACCUGCAAGCCGGUACCGGAUCUCUAUGCCGAGAUCUGGGGAUGCAAUGCCACAGGCGUGUAUUCGGGCCUGGUAGCAGACGGCAACGGCAAUUCAGCGGACCUGUCGAACCGUAACCGGACUUUCCUGCGCGGAAUUCAAAAGACCGACUCGGACGGUGUAGUCACCUUCGACACCUUGUUCCCUGGCCACUAUGACAGCCGCACCACGCACUACCACAACAUCGCGCACUUCCAUGCGAAGAGACUGCCAAACAACACCAUUGCGGGUGGCAGGGUCUCUCACGUUGCGCAGAUCUUCUGGGAUCAGGACAUUAUCAAUGCAGUCGAGUCGACCUACCCAUACAACACAAACAACAUUCCGAUCACGCCUAACGCGGAGGACCGGGUGGUGGGCCAGGAGACUCAGAACACCGAUGCUGACCCGAUGCUUAACUACGCGUAUCUGGGCGACCGUGUUGAAGAUGGAUUGUUUGCUUGGAUUACUGUUGCUGUCAACCUGUCUGCUGUGCACUACCCAUACUACACCAAUGUCUAUACAGAAAAUGGUGGUAUGGCUGUUGAUGGAACUUCCGAUGGAAACCCAAGAGUUGUUGACGGUGGGCUUCCCCAGACUUCUUCGGUGUCGAACUAG
Molecule: messenger RNA, 1095 nt
Organism: Penicillium mononematosum
Lineage: Eukaryota; Fungi; Ascomycota; Eurotiomycetes; Eurotiales; Aspergillaceae
Product: intradiol ring-cleavage dioxygenase
Exons: 1
Coding region: 1-1095 (364 amino acids)
Molecular function (GO): oxidoreductase activity, acting on single donors with incorporation of molecular oxygen, incorporation of two atoms of oxygen; ferric iron binding
Source: RefSeq, a predicted model, not a curated record